Molecule: messenger RNA, 381 nt
Organism: Botrytis byssoidea
Lineage: Eukaryota; Fungi; Ascomycota; Leotiomycetes; Helotiales; Sclerotiniaceae
Exons: 2
Coding region: 1-381 (126 amino acids)
Source: RefSeq, a predicted model, not a curated record
AUGAGUGGAUCUGGUGGAGGAUACUACAAGUACCGGUGUAAGUACUGGUUAUUGUAUAAUUGCGAAAAUUGGGUCUGGGUUAACAAUGAAUCGUGCGCAAAAUGCUUGGCGAGCGGUAGAGAUGAAGUCUUCGUUUCUGCAUCUCAACUUAGAAUGUCGAGGGAGAUAUUCGUGCCACAAAUUCAAGACGGACAUUUGUAUUAUACAGUAAUGGAGAUUGUCGCUUUGAGCGACUUUGACAGCGGUUGGAUAGUGAAGGAGCCAAAGAGCGCAGAGUUUCCAACAACCACGUCACCAACGGUCGAGAGCCUUCCAGCAAACGAUGGUGCUGUUUCUCAAGUUACAAGAGAGCAGAUUUUACCAGCACAAAAGGAUGGUUGA